AACACCUUUUCUGCAAAGUGAAGUCGCAAAAUGCUACCAUAUGCAGAAUGAAAGCACCGCUUUCAUUUCGUUUGAGCCUACGUCUAUCUUGUUUGUUUGUUGUUUACGGAGCUUCAAUGUCGCUGUAUAUGACUUAUGAGUUGCAACGAAGGAUGGAAAAAGAAAAACCGAGUGUGUUCAAGUGCUCUAUUUGGUGACUGAAACGAUUUCUGGGAUCCAUGUAGAGACGCGUUUGACCGUACUUUUUUGGCGUAAACAAAACGUUGUUGUUUUUAGGAUAUUUUAUCUUCAUCUCUUAUAUAUAUUUCCAGUGAAAUAGCUGUGCUUUCUUCACUGGUUUGGAAGACGUUGAUUCUGUUUUGUUAUUAAGGGCUUUCGUAUUUUUGGUCGGUGAUCUAUAAUGGGAAACGGUGGUUUUAAGGGCCUUUCUAAGCCUUUUCAUCGUAUAUUCAUCAAUAAAGAAAUGCGUAUUCUGAUGCUUGGUUUGGAUGCUGCUGGCAAAACAACAAUACUUUACAAACUAAAACUCAACCAGAGCGUUGUAACUAUACCAACUGUAGGUUUCAAUGUCGAGACAGUCACCUACAAAAACAUCAGAUUCAAUGUUUGGGAUGUGGGCGGUCAAGAUAAAAUCCGUCCUCUUUGGCGACACUACUUUACCGGUACAAAAGGCCUCAUCUUUGUGGUGGAUGCGGCCGAUAGCAAUCGUCUAGUAGAAGCACGUCAAGAGUUGCAUAGAAUUAUUUCCGACCGUGAAAUGCGAGAUGCCCUUCUCUUGGUAUUUGCCAAUAAGCAGGAUUUGGGAAAUGCUCUUUCACCCCUUCAAAUCACAGAAGUUCUCCAGUUAGACAAGUUGAAAGACCGUCUUUGGAACGUUCAGCCAACUUGUGCUUUGACUGGAGACGGCUUACUAGAAGGGUUAGCUUGGCUAAGUCAAAACGCAAAACUCAAGUAAACAUUGACUUUUCCGUAAAAUUUUUUCCUUCUUUCGUGUCUUCUAUCGUUUGGUUUUUUUUUGGCUAAAGCAUAACUUGCUUUCUUCUAAAUAUCGAUUUUAUGGAACCUAUCUUUGUCUUUAUACCAUCUCCUUUCUCUUAUAGCCAUAUGAUAUCGUUUCUUUGGAAUGUCAUUCUUUUUUGGUUGCUUUUUUAAUUUUAUAUUACUUAUUUUUUGCAUUCCCUUUUGUACUUUAUGCGAUCGUUUCUAUCCUUGGCUUUUUAAUCUCAGUCGCGAAUAUCCUUGCUAUACCUGUUCAUAGUUCCGUGUAUAUAAUCUGCUCUCAAUACCUAUUGUUUUUAAUUCCACA
Messenger RNA from Schizosaccharomyces cryophilus OY26, 1306 nucleotides. RefSeq names its product ADP-ribosylation factor. The record is from RefSeq and is a predicted model, not a curated record. Gene Ontology annotation, molecular function: GTP binding; GTPase activity. The transcript has 3 exons. Gene Ontology annotation, cellular component: cytoplasm. NCBI's taxonomy places the organism in Eukaryota, Fungi, Ascomycota, Schizosaccharomycetes, Schizosaccharomycetales, Schizosaccharomycetaceae. The coding region runs from base 401 to 955 and encodes 184 amino acids. Gene Ontology annotation, biological process: vesicle-mediated transport; intracellular protein transport.